AUGCCCACUGCUGAGUCCGCCGCCUUCCUCGCAAAAAAGCCCACCGUCGCCCCGACCUACGAGGGUGUUAACUUCGAGGACAACGUCGCCCUCCACAACGCUCGUGAUGCUAUUAUCCGCGAGCAAUGGGUACGCAGCAUGAUGUCUCGCCUGGUUGGUGAGGAGCUCGGCAAGUGCUACCACCGCGAGGGAGUGAACCACCUCGAGAAGUGCAGUGUCUUGAGAGAAAAAUACUUCGAACUUCUCGGCGAGCGCAGAGUCAAGGGCUACCUCUUCCAGGAGAAGAACUACUUUGAGUCGAAAUAA
Messenger RNA from Penicillium taxi, 306 nucleotides. RefSeq names its product putative NADH-ubiquinone oxidoreductase 12 kda subunit. Lineage: Eukaryota; Fungi; Ascomycota; Eurotiomycetes; Eurotiales; Aspergillaceae. The transcript is spliced from 2 exons. The coding region runs from base 1 to 306 and encodes 101 amino acids. The record is from RefSeq and is a predicted model, not a curated record.